This is a messenger RNA of Amyelois transitella, 2624 nucleotides long. Its product is annotated as katanin-interacting protein. The record is from RefSeq and is a predicted model, not a curated record. The coding region runs from base 34 to 2418 and encodes 794 amino acids. The transcript has 15 exons. NCBI's taxonomy places the organism in Eukaryota, Metazoa, Arthropoda, Insecta, Lepidoptera, Pyralidae.
AGUGGCUUUGGCCCAUAUUCUGAUGGCUCAAGGAUGGCACAGCAACAAAAUGGGCUUGGAUAUUCUAGCAAAGAUAGAGAACUACCUCACUGGCUCGAAGGCAUUACCAAGGAGAUGAAGGAAACGCACAUAAACACCGAUUCUACGCCUAACUUUGACGAACAAAUCUUGAUAUUUGGUAAUCAGAAACUGGAAAAUCAUAGAAUAACUCGAAGAACUUCCCUGGAUAACAAAAUUGAUUUACUGAAACCAAAGUUGCAGCCAAUAGCAUUGUCUGCGGGAACUAUUCGUCCCCACAAUAAAGGGUACUCUCAAAACAGUCGUCGAAAAUACAGCGUUCGGAGUAAAUUAGAAUGGGGCGAUACAUCUAGCUGUGAUUCUCAUGAUUUCAUGUCGGAUCUCCUACCGCAUUACGUUACCCCUAGGCACAGGCGUUCAAAUGUUAUAGACGAAGAUUUUCACGACGUAAUUUUAGGUCCAAAACUCCAAGAUACAAAUAAAUUACGUAAAAUGAUUCUCCAAGAAGAAGGAUCAUUGAAUUUGCAUAAUGGCACUAACAGAAGGUCGAAAAACCAGAAGAAACCAGCGUCUUUGGUAUCUGUACCGACUCAUAAAAAAGAAUCACCCAAAAGUGAAUUUGUAAUUCCAGAGUUACCAGAGGGAAGACUUUUGGAAAUAAAAAUAUUUUCAAAUUGGGGCGACAAGUAUCUAGUCGGUAUGAAUGGCGUAGAGAUAUUCGACGCUAACGGAAAUGAAGUUAAAGUAGAAAAGGUUUGGACGGACUCGGAAGUAGGGGAUCACCCUGGCGAGGGCGCAGUGGAGAGCGUGUGCGACGGCGCGGUGCGCACGCGCGACCCGCGGCACGCGUGGGCCGCGCGCGCGCCGCGCUCCGCGCCGCUGCCGCUGUGUCUGCUGCUCGCUGAUAGGGCUACCAUAGCGCUCUUGCGGAUAUGGAAUUAUAACAAAUCUCGGAUAUACUCAACACGAGGCGUGCGGCUGGUACAAAUGAAGCUGGACGACCGCGUCAUCUUCCACGGCGAGAUCGCGCGAUCUAGUGGGGAGUUGAAAGGACCUCUGCAGUCUUUCGGUGACACUAUUCUGUUCACAAAAGACCCAAACAUUCUAGAAUCUAUUAUGGUGAACGAUAGAAACUUCCAGUCGCUUAUCAAAGACAACGAACCAAUGGAAUCUACCGCGGAACAGCGCCCUCCUACGGCAAAUGACAACAACCACCAAAGUCCCACGGAACUGCUGGACGCGUUGAACUACGAGGAAAAAGAGAUUAAAUAUGUGGUGAAAAAAAUAACACUUACCCUAAUGUCCAACUGGGGGCAAAGUCAUUUAAUAGGAUUGACAGGUAUCGAGAUUAUGUGUGACAACGACCCCGUAAGAGUCCACCGCGCCUAUGCUUACACCGCCUCUGCUUCUGAGAGCCCUCCUCCACCAACCUCACUCAUAGAGUGCCACAGCCUCUUCAACGGCCGCAACAUCACCACGGACUUCGAUGACAUGUGGUGCACGAGCUUCGCGAACAACAAGUACUGCCAUCUCGUGAUGGAGAUGAAGGAGCCUACUGAAAUCACCGGUAUUCGCAUUUGGAACUACAAUGCUAACUUGGAGCUUUCGUACAUCGGCGUGAAACACAUGCGAGUAAUUCUGGACGAUAUGGCCUUGAGUAAGCGUCCGGUGUUACUCCGACGAGCACCUGGAGACACCAGCUAUGACUUCUUGCAUCAGCUGGAACUGACUGCGCUUGAUGAUAGAUUGAAUGAGCCUCAAGAAAUAUGCCCAUGGUCGCCUUUGCCGCGUGGUGGGCCUGUGCCUGUUGGGUUUGUGUUGCAAAUCAGCAUAUUCUCCACGUGGGGGGAUCCAUACUACGUGGGUCUCACCGGGGUCGAGUUGUACGACCCGCAUGCCAACAAGAUACCGCUUAACGAAAGCAACGUGUGCGCGCAGCCGGCGAGCGUGCGCGCGCUGGCGGGCGCGGCGGCGGACGCGCGCACGCCCGACAAGCUGGCGGACGGCCACAACGCCGCCGUCGGCGACGCCACGCACUCGUGGCUGGCGCCCGUGCUGCCCGAUACGCUCAACAGGGUGUUUUUCGUAUUCGACGUUCCUGUUACUGUGUACGGCAUGAAGAUUUGGAACUAUGGGAAGACGCCAACGCGAGGAGUGAAAGAAUUUGGAGUGUUAAUGGAUGACCUAUUGGUCUACAACGGGACCCUGGAUUGUGCCAAAAACAGUGAGUUUCUGACGCCGCAGUGGAUUUGUUUGCAAAACGUGGACGUCGAGAAUCUGUCACCUAGUUCAUCCGACGUGGUCCAACGUAGCACGACGAGCGGUGCGCACGUGUCCGCCGAUCAAACCGCCCGGCCGCACACCAGUGUACAUAGCACACGCAAAGACACUUACCAUUGACUUUGUAUAUUCAAAAUUUUAUUUUUUAAAUUACGUUGGUGAUUAAGCAUAGCCCAUUGUAUGAAAAGUGGGUAGUUAUGGCAGAAUUACUAAAGUUAGCGUUAGAUGGCGCUAAAUACAAUAGGUGUACGCUCAAGUUUUAUUAAAAUGUUUUGUAAUGGUAUCACGAGAUUUAUCGUAACGAAUAGGUAGAUUUAUCGUAACCC